Messenger RNA from Mercenaria mercenaria, 2777 nucleotides. RefSeq lists its product as uncharacterized. Lineage: Eukaryota; Metazoa; Mollusca; Bivalvia; Venerida; Veneridae. The transcript is spliced from 2 exons. The record is from RefSeq and is a predicted model, not a curated record. Bases 168 to 2375 code for a protein of 735 amino acids.
GGUAAAAUGAAGACAAAUCGUUGGUUUUUACAUCAAUUACGUCAAAUAGUUUUACCAUACUUAUUUACAACAACAGUUAUCAAAUCAAAUGAUUUAGGUAUAUCAUUGUGAUCAAAAACACACGACGAAAUAAAUGUUGUUAGGGAUAUUAAUGUAAGACAUAUACCAUGCCAAAGAUCAAAGAUUCACCAGACAUUCUUCUGACAGUUUAUAUUACACACUUAUUUUUACUUACGGGACAUUGUCAGUUCACUGGUAGACGCUAUGAUGUUUCAAGAACAAGGUUUCGUGAACAGAUACCCGGUGCAUACAGACCAUCUCAGCUAUGGAAUGGCGGACAAUCAUUUGCAAGAGAUAACUACAAUAGUCGUCCGUCUGUCUCUGGUUAUCGUGGUAAUUUAAACAACCAUUCACGCUUAAGAAAUAGACAAAAUGUUAGAGGACGAGCACCAAAUGCCCAAACACAGUAUUAUGACCAAAGAUAUGGACUGGCUGGUAGAAAUUCACAGCCUUCUGUAUCUGCAAUUAGGAACAAUCGUUUACUUGAUCGAACUAGAUAUUCUACUAUUAGCAACAGAGAUGGAAGAGUUUAUGGCCAAAGACCUUAUGUCGUUCCGGUCACUAUGACAAAUGAAAGGUUUCAGUACUCGACACGUGGAAGCGUAAACUCCCACGCCAACAAUCCUGGUAGCACGCGUCAAUUUUCUCCAUAUAACAGAGAAUUUGCCUUUAAUGGUCGGUCAAGUUCAAGGGAUGGGACUAUACCCUUAUCCCAGGGUCGUUCAAGUGUCUAUAGACCAGCUUAUAACUCAUCAGUAACGUCUUCCCCCGAGCAAUCAUAUCAAUCAUCAAAUGGAAACCAAUUUUCUGGUCGAUUUGAUUUUCCUCGUAGAUUCCAAUCGGCUGCAGACGGCAUUCGGAACUAUUCUCCAAUGUCAACAAACGGGGACAAUUUUAGCCAGUAUCAGCUAACAGCAUCAAGAUUGGCAACUAGGCCUAGACUUCAAACUGAACGGAAUGAGGUAUUUCAGUACAGGACAUCUGUCAUGCGCGCACCGCAGUCCGAUAUAUCUGGUUCUAGAAAUUAUGAUGAUCGACAGAGGUUUUCUGGCAAUCCUGUUCAGUCAUUGUCACUUCCUUUUGAACCACUUUCACUGCGCUAUCAAGGUUUUAGAAAUUCCAAAAUAGCAGGACAGCAAGGAAUACUGUCUGAUAGAGUUACAAAUGUCAACACAAGAAAUAUUGGGCGGAGCCUGGAUACUGGAACACCUCAAACUGAAGUACAAUUUGGAAGGAGUUCAGACAUGCAAUUAACCGAUAGAACUUCAAGUUUUGAUAACGGAAAUACAAACGGAGCCAUGAACAGUGGAACAUUUCAGCCUGCUACUGGCUCAGUCCAACGACAGAGGUUUCCUCAUAGAACUACAAAUUUUGUCAGUAGAAAUACUGGUCGCAUUACUGGAAACGAUAGAACAUUUCAGCUAGAUAUACCAGUACAGGGCAGACUUAGGCCCGACAGAACUACAAAUGUUGCCGAUAGGAAUACAGCAAGGAUCGGUAAUACAAGAACAUUUUUUCCUGGUAUGCAGUCUGAACGAACGUAUAGUGGAACUACAAAUUUUAAUCAAAGACAGGCGAGACAAAUUCGUUUUAAUAGAAACAUUCAACCUGCUACAGGAUUUCAAAGAGGACUUGGGCAGACAAGAGCCUCCACCAACGAUGUUGGAUUCAGAAACUCACAACAGAAUGGCAACAGAAGACGUUUUCGGGUAAAUAAUGCUCAGACAAACAGGAAUGGUCCCGUUGGAUCCUUGCGUGAUAUAUUUGGUAUAUCCAGAGCUGGUUUAGAGAACGCGUUAAAGCGUGAUGCGCCGCAAGUUGAACAGUCAGUGCAAGGUGGAAAUACCAAUCCUAUAUCAAAUAAUGUUCAAGUUGUUGGAACAAGAAGUAAUCAGCGGCAAAGACAACGUACGGGUGUUCCGAAUUUUGUACUUGGGAGAGAUACUAAUACAGGCGAUAUGACAGAGCAAAAAGCAAACCUUAUAACAGACAUAAGAAGAAGUAUGGAUAUUGCAGACAAAAUGAAUUUGUUUCGAAACAGACACGUCAGUGAUAAUGAACAAAGUGAUUUACCUUUUCGCCCAGUUCCUAGUGAUAAUACCGAUAACGAAAGAAUAACUGUUUUAACUGUUAGAUCACCAGGUAAUAGUGCCCAAUCAAGAAAUAUUAUAAUACUUAGACAUAAUCCACGAGAAGCGGACAACGCAACUGACGAUAUCGAAGAUGGUUUUAUUGGUGGACAUUCUUCCGUAGAUGAUAAAUCCUCUACAAAUAGUGACAAUAAUGAAAAUGAUGAAGAAAAUGAAGAUUAUUGACAUCAUAAGCCUAUAGAAAUGAUUUAAUACAUAUAUGUUAGAAAUAACAACUGAAUCUUUCAUUAAGUGGGUACUGCAUCAUGUUAUCUUAAUUGUUUAUGUACUGUAUAUGUGGUUACGAAUAUAGAAGCUGUAUACCACAUUCAAUCGUCCAGUCUGGUUCAUAACAAUAUAAGUGCAUACGUACAUUGGUGAACGCAUUUUUUUUGUAACUAGUAACUAGUAUAAAUGACAAACAGUUUGCAUUAUUCAUAUAAAAUAAUAGAGACUUUCCUUUAGGUAGAGGCAUUUCGGCCGUUUGCAAAUUAAAUGCGUUAUUCUUGCAAUAUUUUUAUUUUUGUAAUUAUAACAAAGCUUGUUCAUGCAAUGCAAGUUUUUAAUAAAAAAACAUGUUUUCAUUUC